Messenger RNA from Pyrenophora tritici-repentis Pt-1C-BFP, 840 nucleotides. The record is from RefSeq and is a predicted model, not a curated record. Lineage: Eukaryota; Fungi; Ascomycota; Dothideomycetes; Pleosporales; Pleosporaceae.
AUGACAUCACACGCACGCCAAGACGCUAGAGACAAGGCGGGGACAGGGUGGUUGACAACGAAGGCGGAGUGGUACGGCGCAACGACGCAACGACAUGUGCGCUUUGAUGAAAUUGAUGGGGAAGUGAAAGUAAAGCAUGAAGAUGGCGAUAUCGAUGUCGUUGACUAUAAUGCCUUGCUUGGAUGGGACGAGCUGUGUCAUCUUGAUGGUCGCUACAGCAUGAAUGCGGAUGAUAUGGCUGUGGGAAUUUACUUCCUCUCGGUCAUAACAUGUUUUUUCUUUUCCUUCAUUUACCACAUAUUCCUCGACCAUAGCGAGUGCACGCGUACGUGGACUUGUCGGUUCGACUACCUUGGUAUUGUCAUUCCUCUCUGGGGCACGACGGUGUCCAGUACGCACUUUGGAUUCUACUGCGAACCUGGAUUACAAAAUGCGUACGCCAUCAUCGGUACAUUCGCGGGCCUGGCGUGCGCUGUCACUACCCUACAUCCAUCAUUUGCCGGCCCGGCGUCGAGAAGGUUCCGUACCGGAAUGUAUGUCUUCCUUGGCCUUUCUUCUUUCUUGCCCAUCAUCUACGGAAUCCUACUCUUUGGCUUGGAUGCAAUGAACAAGAGGAUGAGCUUGUGGUGUUAUGUUGCCUUGGGGCUUUUGCAUGGCUCGGGAGCGACGUUGUAUGCAAGCAGAGUGCCUGAGAGAUGGUGGCCUGGGCGCUGUGAUGUUGUUGGUAGUAGCCACCAGGUCAUGCAUGUGCUGGUUGUUUUGGGCGCGGCGGUGUAUGCGGCUGGUGUGCUCAGGGCGAGGGAGUACUGGACGGGUGUCAGUUGUGUGACGCUGCAUUGA